Messenger RNA from Ochotona curzoniae (black-lipped pika), 645 nucleotides. It is a transcript of the gene RNF186, whose product is annotated as ring finger protein 186. The transcript has a single exon. The record is from RefSeq and is a predicted model, not a curated record. The coding region runs from base 1 to 645 and encodes 214 amino acids. Gene Ontology annotation, biological process: protein K63-linked ubiquitination; protein autoubiquitination; proteasome-mediated ubiquitin-dependent protein catabolic process. Gene Ontology annotation, molecular function: ubiquitin protein ligase activity. Gene Ontology annotation, cellular component: endoplasmic reticulum membrane. NCBI's taxonomy places the organism in Eukaryota, Metazoa, Chordata, Mammalia, Lagomorpha, Ochotonidae.
AUGGCCUGUACCGAGGACUCGCAGCAACCCCAGGCCACCACCACAGCCAUCGGCCAUCCUGGCCCCGGGGAACAUGACCUGGAGUGUCUGGUGUGCCGGGAGCCCUACAGCUGUGCCCGGUCGCCCAAGCUGCUGAGCUGCCAGCAUGCCUUCUGUGCCGUCUGCCUGAAGCUCCUGCUGUGUGUGCAAGCAGACACCUGGUCCAUCAGCUGCCCGCUGUGCCGCAAGCUCACCACUGUGCCUGGUGGCCUCAUCUGUAGCCUGCGCAGCCAGGAGGAAGUGGUGAGGUGGCUGGCCCAGCCGCGGCCAGAGGUACAGCUCUGUCCUCAGGGGCUGGCAGGUGUGGUUACCUCAUCCACGGCAGCUCUCCCCAGUUCUGUGGGAGAGGAUGGGUUGGACACAAUGAGUGCCAACCGCGUGGCAGCCCGGCGCCUGGCUGCACACCUGCUCCUGCUGGUCCUGCUCAUCUUCUUCAUUCUGCCCUUCAUCUACCCGGGCGUCAUCCGGUGGGUGCUGGCCCUCAUCAUUGGCCUGGCCCUGCUCAUGGCCGUGAUCUUCUGCUGCUACCCCCAUGGCCUGAGCAGCAGUUACAGGAUACUCCUCUGUGGAGAGCUGAAGCACAGCGAGAUUGCCUCCAUCGCCUGA